Messenger RNA from Prosopis cineraria, 1045 nucleotides. RefSeq names its product ethylene-responsive transcription factor RAP2-1-like. The transcript has a single exon. The record is from RefSeq and is a predicted model, not a curated record. Gene Ontology annotation, molecular function: DNA-binding transcription factor activity; DNA binding. Lineage: Eukaryota; Viridiplantae; Streptophyta; Magnoliopsida; Fabales; Fabaceae. The coding region runs from base 112 to 651 and encodes 179 amino acids. Gene Ontology annotation, biological process: regulation of DNA-templated transcription.
CUCCCAAGUCUUUACUUCCAUUUCGCCUCUUUUUAUCUUAUUAUAUAUAUACAGAGACGAGAGAGAAAAUCCAUAUACACACACACAUAUUUAUAUGGACAAGAGGGUAUCAUGCCAUAUAAUUAUAGCUUAAUUCGUUGUCACCGCGUAAGUGAGGCAGGUGCGAUACGGACGGAGGAAACAGAGUGUUGCAGAAGGAAGACGGUGAUGAGAAACAAGGCGGAGAAGCGAAAGCAAGAUGAAUCGAGAAAGAAACCGUACAGAGGGAUUAGGAUGAGGAAGUGGGGCAAGUGGGUGGCGGAGAUCAGAGAACCCAACAAGAGGUCGAGGCUAUGGUUGGGUUCCUACACCACACCAGUGGCUGCCGCUCGCGCAUACGACACCGCCGUUUUCUAUCUCAGAGGCCCUUCUGCUCGCCUCAACUUCCCCGAAUUGUUAUCGCAAGACGACGACGACGACCACCGCCUCGACGUCCAGGGCCACAUGUCCCCCGAUUCCAUACGCAAGAAGGCCACCGAAGUCGGAGCCAGAGUCGACGCUCUCCAAGCCGCUCUUGAACACACCAAAUCCCAUCUCCAAACCACCUCCGACAAACCCGACCUGAAUGAGUUCCCCAGACCCGAAGAUCUUGCAGUCGAGGAUUACAAUUAGAUCACUAUAUAUUUACACUGAUUUCAAGCCCCCCGGGUCACUUAAUUUUCCCAUGUUUUACUUUAUGUUUCCUCUCGGAUAAUUAUCUUGUGAUGUCGUCUGUGUUGAAUCUAAGUUCUAGCGUCUCGGCUUCUUCCACUUAAUUUGUGAAGAAGGGAUAUAGUUAGCUUGAUCUAGAUGGCAGAAGUACCAGGUCGGUGUGGAAUCAAUCAUGUUCUUUGUAUCGGAUCAGAGGAGGCCGUGUGGUUUUUGUCAGCUUGAACAUUGAACAAAAACGUUGUGGGUCGGUGAGUUUAUAAGCCAGUAUAGAUAGUGGUCAAAGUGAACCACGUUGUUUAAUUAUUGAAGCAACUUUUUUCACUGAUCAAUUGAGAACCGAGCAUUUAUUUAUAAA